AUGGAUUUGUCGCGACUCACGCGUCCAGCUAUUCUGGCUCAGUGCUCGCGCUGUUCCAGCUCGCUGGCCGCUCUUGAGAAUGAAUGGGCCCGUCUGUCCAACUCCUACGCCCUCGCCGCGGGAUGGCUGAGCGUCGAACUCCAUCGCAUCUCCGUCGCAUCGGACAAGAAGAUCAUCCCCCAGUCAUCGGAUCUAGUCAUCCUGCGCGGGCGUGUCCUUCAGGAUGUAUCCUAUCCCUCCAAAGAAGAACCUACCCCACGCCGGGAUCGAAGCUCCAUGCAAGCGGGCGCUUUGGUGCCGACGAGCGCCACGGAAGUCGAGCACUCCAACAUGUCCGUGGAGCAGCAAAUCCAACACCAGGGCCUGAACAUCGACUAUAUCUCCAACUCGGUCAGCAACCUCCAUGACACGAUGUCGGAGCUCAAAAGUGCAUUUACCGCUCUUCGCAUUGAACUCAACGGGCCGGGGAAAAUGCUUGAAGCAGGAAAUAACAUGGGAAAUAAUUUCAACAUGGUCACAACAGUCUUGAAGGAGUUAAAAACGAAAUCCGAUGAAAUAGAGCGGCUCAAGCUGGAAAACGAGGCGUUGAAGUUGAGGAACCGAUAUCUGGAUGAACAGGGCUUUGUCCGACAACCAUCCUACCUGACCCCGAUGGAGGAAAUGCUCCCCCCAGUCCGAAGUCCCGAGUUGCUACAAGCUGGUAGAAAACGGCCGUGGCCCGACUCGUGGCCGAAUGGUCGAACAGAAACAAUUGCAGACACAUUCGACGACGACGACGGUGAUGAUGAUAGCAUCGGCGACUUCUCCCUGGCCGAGACAACGACUAUACCGCCGAUGAAGAUCCCGCUGAAGGAGGCGGAGUCCAGCAUUGUCAACCACAUGGAUCCUACGAGGUCGGGGACUGCAGAUCUGCACGUUCAGACCCAGCAGUCAGAGCAGCUCACUCCAUCUCAAGAAGACGGGAUGAAGCCUCCCUCCGACACCCUUUCACAGCAAGCCCCUAUCUACAAACGACCACGUCUCUCCCGGACUUCGACCGGAAGGCGCUCGUCAGGCGGCAAUGCCACCGGGAAGAAAGUCGGACGUCCACGGAAGUCCGGAGGCCAGUUUGCUAAAAAGGAUUCGUCGCAAGCUGAGAAUAUUUCCCCUCUGAAUGAACAGACGGGAAACAUCGGGAAUAGUACGUAA
This is a messenger RNA of Aspergillus terreus NIH2624, 1188 nucleotides long. RefSeq lists its product as uncharacterized. The transcript has 3 exons. Bases 1 to 1188 code for a protein of 395 amino acids. The record is from RefSeq and is a predicted model, not a curated record. NCBI's taxonomy places the organism in Eukaryota, Fungi, Ascomycota, Eurotiomycetes, Eurotiales, Aspergillaceae.